Molecule: messenger RNA, 2964 nt
Organism: Closterium sp. NIES-65
Lineage: Eukaryota; Viridiplantae; Streptophyta; Zygnematophyceae; Desmidiales; Closteriaceae
Source: the annotation of a GenBank genome assembly
AUGAGCGCGGCGGAGAUCGCGCAGGCGCUGAGCGACAAGCGGGUUCAGCCACGGGGCGAGCGAGUGCUGGUCAAGCUCGAUGAGCCCGAGCAGAAGUCAGCGGGGGGCGUGCUGCUGCCCACGCAGGCCGUCAAGUACGAGCGAUACCUCACCGGGCAGGUGGUAUCAGCGGGAGAGGAGGUGAAGAAGGCAUCAGCGGGGCAGAAGAUCAUGUUUCCGGACAUGAACGCCUACGAGGUGGCAAUUGGGGAUGGUUCCGACAGAUCGGAGGGUGCGCGCAUCGCCGCUGUCGCCGCUGUCGCCACUGCAGCGCGCCGCACUGUGCCUGCUGCGAUCGCCCCUCCCCUCACUGCACCUCCCCUCACUGCCCCUCCCCUCACUGCCCCUCCCCUCACUGCCCCUCCCCUCACUGCCCCUCCCCUCACUGCCCCUCCCCUCACUGCCCCUCCCCUCACUGCCCCUCCCCUCACUGCCCCUCCCCUCACUGCCCCUCCCCUCACUGCCCCUCCCCUCACUGCCCCUCCCCUCACUGCCCCUCCCCUCACUGUCCCUUCCCUCACCGCCCCUCGUCCCUCUCAGCCCUGCCACCUCUCGCACGCUCCCCGCACACUCACGGCCAUGCGAGUGCGGCCGCCCAAGCAUGUACUUAUCAAGCCCCUCCAACUCUUCACUCCCCACCGCCUCGCCCCACCAGCGGCCACAGCGGUGCGCUUCCACGUGGAGCAGCACGCCAAGUGCGUCGGCCACGACCUGCGGCGAGACACCCUCGUGGCCGCCUCCUACGCCGCAGUGCCCGCCAGCCACGCGCACCCCUUCUCCCUCGACAUCUCCGUCCGUGCUUCCUCCCUCUGCCCGGCGCCUCGUCACAUCCGUGCACUCUCACGCGCCCACAUCCAUGGGACCCACCCUUGCUUGCUGCAGCCAUGUCAAUUCAGCCAAACUCCACUCGUCUCAUUCUUCUCCACUCGUCUCAUUCUUCUCCACUCGUCUCAUUCUUCUCCACUCGUCUCAUUCUUCUCCACUCGUCUCAUUCUUCUCCACUCGUCUCAUUCUUCUCCACUCGUCUCAUUCUUCUCCACUCGUCUCAUUCUUCUCCACUCGUCUCAUUCUUCUCCACUCGUCUCAUUCUUCUCCACUCGUCUCAUUCUUCUCCACUCGUCUCAUUCUUCUCCACUCGUCUCAUUCUUCUCCACUCGUCUCAUUCUUCUCCACUCGUCUCAUUCUUCUCCACUCGUCUCAUUCUUCUCCACUCGUCUCAUUCUUCUCCACUCGUCUCAUUCUUCUCCACUCGUCUCAUUCUUCUCCACUCGUCUCAUUCUUCUCCACUCGUCUCAUUCUUCUCCACUCGUCUCAUUCUUCUCCACUCGUCUCAUUCUUCUCCACUCGUCUCAUUCUUCUCCACUCGUCUCAUUCUUCUCCACUCGUCUCAUUCUUCUCCACUCGUCUCAUUCUUCUCCACUCGUCUCAUUCUUCUCCACUCGUCUCAUUCUUCUCCACUCGUCUCAUUCUUCUCCACUCGUCUCAUUCUUCUCCACUCGUCUCAUUCUUCUCCACUCGUCUCAUUCUUCUCCACUCGUCUCAUUCUUCUCCACUCGUCUCAUUCUUCUCCACUCGUCUCAUUCUUCUCCACUCGUCUCAUUCUUCUCCACUCGUCUCAUUCUUCUCCACUCGUCUCAUUCUUCUCCACUCGUCUCAUUCUUCUCCACUCGUCUCAUUCUUCUCCACUCGUCUCAUUCUUCUCCACUCGUCUCAUUCUUCUCCACUCGUCUCAUUCUUCUCCACUCGUCUCAUUCUUCUCCACUCGUCUCAUUCUUCUCCACUCGUCUCAUUCUUCUCCACUCGUCUCAUUCUUCUCCACUCGUCUCAUUCUUCUCCACUCGUCUCAUUCUUCUCCACUCGUCUCAUUCUUCUCCACUCGUCUCAUUCUUCUCCACUCGUCUCAUUCUUCUCCACUCGUCUCAUUCUUCUCCACUCGUCUCAUUCUUCCCCACUCGUCUCAUUCUUCUCCACUCGUCUCAUUCUUCUCCACUCGUCUCAUUCUUCUCCACUCGUCUCAUUCUUCUCCACUCGUCUCAUUCUUCUCCACUCGUCUCAUUCUUCUCCACGCCUCCCCACUGGUGUGUUGUGAUGGCGCAGGUGACCUCCCCGGGCGGCGUGCACGUGUAUCUGAAGGAGGGGGUGGGCGAGGGGCACGUGGGGUUCACGGCGGAGGAGAGCGGCGAGUACCACCUCUGCUUCUGGCUGCACGCCACCCACGUGGGGCGCCCUGACGACGCGCGGCACCAGGUGGAGGUGGCGUGGCGUGAGGGGCAGGCGGCGUCGCACAUGCAGCAGGCCGCCACCAAAGAGAGGGUGGAGGUGAGAGGAGCGCGUGGAGGUGAGAGGAGGAUAGAGGUGAGAGGAGGAUGGAGGGUAUUGAAAGAUCACAGCAAUAGUGCCCGUGGUGGGGCAACGCUGUGCUGUGGGGUUGCAAGGUAUGGAGGGAAGGCACAGCUGCUCACCAUCUGCCCUCCCCUGCUGCCCAUUCCUCGCUUGCCUGUCGGUGGUGCUGGCUGUGGUGCUGGCUGCGGUGGGUGCUGUGGUGGGUGCUGUGGUGGGUGCUGUGGUGGGUGCUGUGGUGGGUGCUGUGGUGGGUGCUGUGGUGGGUGCUGUGGUGGGUGCUGUGGUGGGUGCUGUGGUGGGUGCUGUGGUGGGUGCUGCGGUGGGUACUGUGGUGGGUGCUGGGGUGGGUGUGGCAUGCAGAGCUUCGAGUGGGAGGUGAAGCGGCUGGAGGGGCUGGUGGAGGCGGCGUCGAACGAAAUGAUCUUCUUCCAAGAGAGGGAGGAGGAGCUACGAGGCAUGUCCCACGCCACGCAGGCACGAGUCGGGUGGCUCAGCGCCUUCUCCCUCCUCACGUGCGCUCUUCUGGCCGCUCUGCAGUUCUGGCAUCUCAAGACCUUCUUUGAGCGGACAAAGGUCCUCUGA